AUGCUGCUGCAAGCUCCUCUUUUCUUCUCAGCCAUCGCCACGGCGUUGCUUGUCCCGGAACCAACAGGCCCCUUUUCCGUCGCCAUGAGGGUUCAGGCCCUUACUGACACGAGCAGGCAUGACUCCCUGGAUCCAACAGGCAAAGCCCAAACUCGACGGGUGCUCAUCUCAAUGUUUCUUCCGAUUGAGCGGCAAGGUGAUGCGUGCCCUAUCAAAACCGUCCAGUACAUGACGCCCUCCGUGGCGGCUGCCUAUGGCAAGGAGGCCGUAUUGGCUGGCCUUCCCAGCGACUUUUUCCGCUCCUUUGAGCUCCAGAUUUGCGACCUUGCGAGAAACCCUGGCUACGGACGGCAACAAAACGAGGGUCGCGCAUAUCCUUUGGUAUUAUAUACUCCCGGACUCGGACACUCGCGGCUGAUAUACGGGGCCAUGGCCAGGUCAUUGGCCAGCCAGGGCUACGUUGUCGUGACUGUCGACCAUCCCUAUGAUGCCAAUUUAGUCGAGUUUCCGGACGGCAGGGUGGUGCUUGGAGCCAAUAUCUCGGACGAUGACCCGAUUGCUGUCGGAAAAGUCGUUCAAAUCCGCAAUGACGACUUGUCGUUUGUGCUCGAUCAGCUUCACGACAAGUCAGUGCUUGAUAACCUUGUCGCCAAUUUCCCUGGAACCAUCGACCUCGGCAAGAUCGUCGUCUUCGGCCACUCCCUUGGUGGCGCUGCCGCCGCCGCCCUAACACGGUCCGAUCAUAGGGUUCUUGGAGGAGUAGACCUGGACGGGAUGCUGGUCGACCCCAUCAAGUCCCUGGGAUUGCGGAAGCCGUUCCUGCUUGCUGGACGAGUAAAUCACAGCACCACGGACCAUACGUGGAAUGAGUUCUGGCCGCACCUUGACGGACGGCGCAUGGAACUGGCCAUUAAAGGCACGGCGCACGGCUCCUUCUCCGAUAGACCUAUCCUCCUGAGUACUCUGAAGCUCCCUGAGAAAGCCAGGCAGGAAGUCGAGAAGGAGUUGGGCACGAUUAAUGCGAAAAGACUGGACGAGGUGCUGAAUGGCGUGCUGACAAGCUUUUUCGACCUUGCGCUCUACAGAGAAAAGAACCGACUUGGCACAAUCAACCGCACUUUCCCCGAAGUUUUCAUUCAAAGGAGUCAUUUGUGA
Messenger RNA from Hirsutella rhossiliensis, 1155 nucleotides. Its product is annotated as platelet-activating factor acetylhydrolase, isoform II domain-containing protein. Gene Ontology annotation, molecular function: 1-alkyl-2-acetylglycerophosphocholine esterase activity. The record is from RefSeq and is a predicted model, not a curated record. Lineage: Eukaryota; Fungi; Ascomycota; Sordariomycetes; Hypocreales; Ophiocordycipitaceae. Bases 1 to 1155 code for a protein of 384 amino acids. The transcript is spliced from 2 exons.